Messenger RNA from Tilletiopsis washingtonensis, 447 nucleotides. RefSeq names its product putative TIM17-mitochondrial inner membrane import translocase subunit. The record is from RefSeq and is a predicted model, not a curated record. NCBI's taxonomy places the organism in Eukaryota, Fungi, Basidiomycota, Exobasidiomycetes, Entylomatales. Gene Ontology annotation, molecular function: transmembrane protein transporter activity. Gene Ontology annotation, cellular component: mitochondrial inner membrane; TIM23 mitochondrial import inner membrane translocase complex. Gene Ontology annotation, biological process: protein import into mitochondrial matrix. The transcript is spliced from 4 exons. The coding region runs from base 1 to 447 and encodes 148 amino acids.
AUGGCGCACGCCGAUCACACGCGCGACCCGUGCCCCUAUGUCAUCCUCAACGACUUUGGCGGCGCCUUUGCCAUGGGCGCCGUCGGCGGCACCAUCUGGCACGGCAUCAAGGGCAGCCGCAACAGCCCGCGCGGCUACCGGCUGCCGGGCGCCAUGGCCGCCAUCAAGGCGCGCGCGCCGGUCCUCGGCGGCAACUUUGGCGUCUGGGGCGGCAUGUUCAGCACGUACGACUGCACUGUCAAGGGCAUCCGGCAGAAGGAGGACGCGUGGAACGCCAUCAUCGCCGGCUUCAUGACGGGCGGCAGUCUGGCAAUCCGCUCUGGGCCGAAGACGGCGGUCGGCUCGGGCAUCAUGUGCGGCAUCUUGUUGGGCGUGUUCGAAGGUGUGGGUGUCUUGAUGCAGCGGUUCAUGGCCGAGGGGAACAAGCCCGUCGCUCCGAUCAUGUGA